Stylonychia lemnae is the source of this 345-nucleotide messenger RNA. The record is from the annotation of a GenBank genome assembly. Lineage: Eukaryota; Ciliophora; Spirotrichea; Sporadotrichida; Oxytrichidae.
AUGGUCGAGCAAAAACUUAUUGGUGAAACUCAAAGAGAUCUCCUUACUGCUGUGGAAUAGUUGAGAGUUUGCGAUAGAUCUCUCUAGCUGACUAAGAACCAACUUGCCAAGACUGAGAUCACUCUUAAGGCUGUUGAAGAUAGAAAGGCAGACAGCAAAAUCUACAGAUCUAUUGGUAGAAUGUUCAUCUAGUCAAACCAACAAGAUAUCAUUGUCGAGUUAAAGGACAACAUUAGAUCAAUCACUACUGAGCAGGGCAGAUAUACUGAACUAAAGAAGACAUAUGAAGCCAAGAGAGAUCACUACGUUAAGGUUCUAAAUGAUUUAUCAGCAAGCAAGCAAUGA